Rotaria socialis is the source of this 246-nucleotide messenger RNA. Lineage: Eukaryota; Metazoa; Rotifera; Eurotatoria; Philodinida; Philodinidae. The record is from the annotation of a GenBank genome assembly.
AUGCGAAAAAUUUAUCUUAUUAUAUAUGAAUUAACUUGUAGUGAUUCAUUACAGAAUCACCCGAAUGCGACCGAUGCUAUUAGAGUAUUAAUUGCGCAAAACAAUAUGCUGCUUGAUAACAAUAUAGCUUUACAUCAACAAGUCGAGUCUGAUCAUCAACUUCAAGAAACUCUGUCAAAUUUAUCACAAUCAAAUAGUACACUAACAGCUGAACUUCAUAAAGUUAAAAAAGAAGUUUUUAUUUGA